CCUUCUGUGUCUCUGCCAGGGGACGAGUAUGACGUCUGUGCCAUCUGUCUGGAUGAGUACGAGGAGGGCGACCGGCUGCGGAUCCUGCCCUGUGCCCACGCCUAUCACUGCCGGUGUGUGGACCCCUGGCUGACGCAGACCAAGAAGACCUGCCCGGUGUGUAAGCAGCGUGUGCUGCGGACGGCCGAGGACUCGGACUCGGAGGGCGAGGGGCACCCGCGGGGCGAGGAGGAGGAGGAGGAGGAAGAGCAGCGCCACUCGGAGCGGACCCCGCUGCUGGGCCCCUCCUCCACCGCCGGCACCCCGUCCUUCGGCAGCAUGGCCGAGGCGCGGGGCCCGCCCUCCGGCGAGGAAGGCUCCGAGGAGGAGCAGGAGGGGUCCCUGGGUGCUCGCAAGGAGCAUGGCCCUGAGGGCCUGGCGGGCAGCAUCCUUGUCUGAGCCCCCGUAUGGGGCAGCUGCUUGGACUUCCCGGGGGGUCUCUACUCCCGAGCUUUCUUGGUAUUUUAAACCGUGCACAAAACAGGGGCCCCCAAUGGGGAUCCGGGCUUGGACCCCCUUCCUGUGGAGUGGGGUGACCCCCAGCUCCCUUUUGGGCCUGCAGCCCCUGCCCCGGGGGAUUAUGUGCCAAGGCUCCAGGGCUGGGGGACUUGGGGUGUCACAUCUUUGCAGGGUGGGGUGUGUGUGGGGGGGUCUUUUGCACAGCUCAGGGUGUGAGGGGCAUA
Molecule: messenger RNA, 722 nt
Organism: Chrysemys picta bellii (western painted turtle)
Lineage: Eukaryota; Metazoa; Chordata; Testudines; Emydidae
Source: RefSeq, a predicted model, not a curated record